Messenger RNA from Octopus bimaculoides (California two-spot octopus), 2592 nucleotides. RefSeq names its product CYFIP-related Rac1 interactor B. Gene Ontology annotation, molecular function: small GTPase binding. Lineage: Eukaryota; Metazoa; Mollusca; Cephalopoda; Octopoda; Octopodidae. The record is from RefSeq and is a predicted model, not a curated record. Gene Ontology annotation, biological process: regulation of actin filament polymerization.
AGGAGAAAGACACAGUGGCAUAAGGUAAAGAAGAGAAAUGAUAAGCAAAGAAGGUAUUGAAAGAAAGAGAAAAAGAAAGGCAGAAGAUAUAAGACAAAAAAUGGAGUAGCAGAAGCGAGAAGAGAAGAGUUAGGAGGAGAAGGAGGAAGGAAUAAAAAUACAGGCAAAUAUCGAAGUGGGGACUGAGAAGCCAAAUGAAAGGAAAAGAGAGACGGAAAGAAAACGACAGAAGGCUUAAGAAGUAGGAGGACAGGGAGGAGAUACUAAGGAAAAGAGAGAGGGAGAAAAGAAAAGAGUAAAAGAGGGAGAAAGAGAGCGAGAGGAAGGGCAGAGUAAGAGAUAGCAAGCGGGUGACAAGAACAGAGUAAAAGAGAGAGCGAGAGCGUGUGAUAAGUACAGAGUAAGUGAGAGAGAGAGAGAGAGCGGGUGACAAGAACAGAGUAAGUGAGAGAGAGAGAGAGAGAGAGCGGGUGACAAGAACAGAGUAAGUGAGAGAGAGAGCGCGCGGGAGAAAACGGUAGAGUAAGAGAGAGAAAGAGCGCGGGAGAAUAGGGAGUGAGUAUUAGAAGGGCUACAAGGAAGGCCUGAAACAUGUUAGUUGUUUUUUCUUCCGGUCACUAACGAAGCGAUGCCACAAGUUUGAUUUUAAUCCGGCGGAUAAACGGGUAAAGGUUUGGCUUGUUAAGGCCAAACGAAAAGAGAGAAAAUAACCCAACCAAGAAAAAAAGUAGUAAUGAGAGAUAUAUAGGAAAGAAGUUUUACAAAUCAUGUUCAUGGUAAAAGUGAAUAUUCAUUGACCAAUCAACAAACUGUUGAAACCAUCUCCAAGGAAUAAGUUUGCUGUAGUUCCUACAACUGCACUGCUGAAACAAUGGGCAACCUGCUACGAGUCCUCACCAAGGACGACUCCACUAAGAACUAUGACGCUUAUGUGGAUUUUGAAAAUGCUCAGCCAACUGAGAAGGAAAUUGAUGUGUGGACCCAGGUAAACGAGGUUCUACUCUGUUCCAACUCCAUCUUGGCUGAUAUGGCAAGCUACCACGGUGCAGCUGAGGAGAUCCGUUUAGCUAUUUCAUUCCCACAGAACCAAGAACACCAAGAAAAUGCUUGGGCAGCAGUCUACCCUAUGGUACUCAAGUUAAAGGAGUUUUAUGAGUUCUCAAUCAGUUUAGAGAAUGUCAUUCCAACCUUACUUCGAGAAUUAUGUUCUUCGAACAUGACCUCACGACAACAUUUAGAAACCCAACAGGCCCUCUUCAAACAGUUUGCAGAGAUCCUGGAUUUUGUGCUGAAGUUUGAUGAUUACAAGAUGACCACUCCAGCUAUUCAGAAUGACUUCAGCUAUUACAGAAGAACAGUUAGUCGUCAGAGGAUGACGAAUGAGGAUGGUGAGGCUGGUGAAACUGAAGUGUCUAAUGAAACUGCUAAUCGGAUGUCACUAUUUUACGCCCACGCCACACCAAUGUUAAAGAUGUUAAGUGACACUACAACCAAGUUUGUGACGCAGCUGUCCACAGAAUCGGUCAGCUGCUCCAAGACCCACGUCAAUUCCAGCAGCAGCAGCAACAGUGGUGGUAGCAGCAGCAGCAGCAGUGUGGGGCUGUGUUUUCUGGCGAAGUCCACUAGCGGGUGUAUCAAUGAGGGCGAGCACAAAGACCUUCCUGUUGAGAUCACCACUGACUGUCUCAGUACAAUGGCCAAUAUUUGCCGGGAGAUGAUAGAAAAUCCAAACUACUGCUCAAGGUUCAAAAAUGAAGAGACGAAGCUAUUUUGUUUACGGGUGAUGGUUGGGGUAAUAAUUCUGUACGACCAUGUACAUCCUGUGGGUGCAUUUGCCAAAAAUUCUGGUAUUGAUGUAAAGAGUUGUAUAAAACUUCUAAGGGACCAACAGAAUGACAAAGUGGAAGGACUAAUGAAUGCUUUACGGUUCACAACUCGGCACUUGAAUGAAGAGUCCACCUCUCGAUCUAUCAAAAGCAUGCUGGUGUGAGGAUAGGGACAGAGUAGACAGGAGUGGGUAGGCAGCAACUGAGAUUGUGUGUGUAUGUGUGUGUGGGCAGGUGGGGGAGAUGACGAACAACCCACCGAUUAAUUACUUAUACAUACAUAUACACACAUCCACACACACACACACACAUGUACACAUUCAUAACAAGCAAUGUUGAAGUCACACACACAAACACAUGCAUAUCCACCACGUGUACUGAUCUAUAUACAUAGAUGUGUGUAUGUAUGUGUAUGGGCAUGUAUAUACAUGUACACAUAUGCAUAAAUACACACACACACACACAUUUGUACAUACAUUAUUUCUGUGUAAUUUCAUAAGCAAAAUUAAGGGUAUUUCAAUAUUUCAAUACAUUGUGUAGAGUGGGCAUAUAUAUACAUACACAUACAUAUAUGCGUGUGUAUAUAUAUAUAUAUAUAUAUGUAUAUGCUUUAUUUUCACUUUAUUUGUGGAUUAACACUGCUACCCAUAGCAGGUGAUUAACCAUCAUUUUUAAGUGGAUUGCUUGAAAAUUAAGGAAAUUCUUUCCCCAUAAAACCAUUCGUAGCACUGUUAAUCCAGAAAUAAAGAAUAUUUUAUCCACCAAA